AUGAAACCCAUUGGCAUGGAUGUUGCUGGAAGAUCGUUCCAGUUGGAAACAGGCACGAAUGAAGGUGAAGACAAACUGCAGCUCGCAGCCGAAAAGGCACGAAGGAUCUACAAAGGCGAGGAGGAGAUCCCAACGAGUCUUCUGCUGGAGGCCAACAUCUCGAGGGCGACGGCGGAGAUUGAGGUCACGCCAGUCGACAACGGGGUCAAGGUCACGUGCGAGGUGUCCAACCCGGCCACGCCACACUCCCUGACUAUCUCGAAGGUCCUCACUGUUCUGUUUCCUCCGUGGGAGGUGACCGGGUCGGCGUUCCCCAACACGGUGGAGGCUGGGACGAUGGUGAACCUGACGUGCGAGUCGUCGUCCAGCGUGCCCCCCGCCAACCUCACCUGGCGCUCCGACGGUGCGAGGAUCGAGGGCGCCGUCGUCCGCAGAAGCCAGGCGGCCUUCGGGGGAACCAGCACCAUAUCGACUCUCCAGCUGAUGACGACGGCAGAGGACAACGGGCGUAUUUUCGAGUGCGAGGCGGACAAUGGACUGGGCACGGUCAUGGACACACGAAUCGACCUCAACGUAUUGCACUCGCCCGUGUGGCUGGUGAGUCCUCCGCCGCAGAUGGACGUCUUCGAGGGCGUGGAUGUCGUCAUCACCGCCGCCGCGGCCUCCAACCCCGGCCCCGUCAGGUACAUUUGACGGCGGGGAGGCGAGCGGCUGGUGGCGACCGACGGCGAGCUCCAGCUGGGGAAGAUCGCCAGGACGCAGUCUGGAAACUACUCCGUGCAGGCCUUCAAUGCUAAGGGCACCGUCAACGCCUCCUUCUUCCUCAACGUCUUGUGUGAGUGCCCUUGGCGUCGUGGUGUCCCACCUCCCUUCUUGCUGGA
Molecule: messenger RNA, 881 nt
Organism: Penaeus chinensis
Lineage: Eukaryota; Metazoa; Arthropoda; Malacostraca; Decapoda; Penaeidae
Product: nephrin-like
Exons: 6
Coding region: 1-693 (230 amino acids)
Source: RefSeq, a predicted model, not a curated record